AUGGAGGGUUCGGCGACAGGGGGAAAUCACGGAGGCGAUCCUCGCGCCGAGCAUGCCGCAACCAAGGAGUCCGAGGAGGCGGCAACGCAACACCAUCUGACGCUGCUCCACCCGAGCGUGGUCGAAGUUUCUGCAGCCGUGCUGGAUAAGGACAAGGUGGCACAGCACGAGUCGGUGGGGCUGGUCGGUGGCUCUCCUCCUUCUGGUGGACGGGGAAGGCGUAGGCAAAGGAAGAGCGAUGGGGAGGAGGAUGAUGACACCGCCGUGCCCGGGGACCUCACCACGCGGGCGAAGAGGCGCCAUACGACAGGUAGUGCUGACAACGCCGGAGGCGCGGAAGUUGACACACCGCGAGGCGCUAAGGAAGCUAGUGGCAAGGCGGGCGGUCAAGCAUUGCGCCAGAAGGGCCGCCACGCAGCAAGAAAAGCAUCUGGCGGAAGGAGAGGCAAGAAAGCAGCGACAGGAACGAGGCCGAAACGGGGCGAUGAAGACCCCGGUGAUACGGAGGAGGAGGAGGAUGAGGAGGAGGAUGCGGAGGGAGAGGAGGAUGAAGAGGAAGCGGAGGAGCAAGACGCGGAUGUUGGGGAGGAUGCUAAAGAUGAGAAUGAUGGCGGGGAGGACGAAGAGGAGGAGGAGGAGGAGGAGGAGGAGGAGGAGGAGGAGGAGGAGGAGGAGGAGGAGGAGGAGGAGGGGACGAGGAGGAGGAGCAGGGAGCACGAGCAGUUUGUUACACGGGAGGAGUUCCAGGCGCUGCGGUCUGAGAUGUACGCCAUGUUUGCACAGCUCGGCCUGCGUCGUGGAGUACCUGCCAGCUAUGCCGGCGGGUCGGCAGCCCUGCCUAUGGCUGGUACCCCGCCGCCGAUGAGCGCCGUGGACAAGGCACGAGUGCUGGUGUUGCAGGAGACAAACCCAUUCCCGGUAUGUGGCGGGCCAAAUGGGGCGGGUUGGGGUUGA
Closterium sp. NIES-65 is the source of this 954-nucleotide messenger RNA. NCBI's taxonomy places the organism in Eukaryota, Viridiplantae, Streptophyta, Zygnematophyceae, Desmidiales, Closteriaceae. The record is from the annotation of a GenBank genome assembly.